This is a messenger RNA of Antrostomus carolinensis (chuck-will's-widow), 2086 nucleotides long. It is a transcript of the gene VCAM1, whose product is annotated as vascular cell adhesion molecule 1. Gene Ontology annotation, molecular function: integrin binding. The transcript is spliced from 8 exons. Gene Ontology annotation, biological process: cell-cell adhesion. Lineage: Eukaryota; Metazoa; Chordata; Aves; Caprimulgiformes; Caprimulgidae. Gene Ontology annotation, cellular component: plasma membrane. The record is from RefSeq and is a predicted model, not a curated record. The coding region runs from base 154 to 1983 and encodes 609 amino acids.
GUUGCAGAGCAGCAGGAUCUCACUUGUGCUUCUUCACAGAAAAUAGAAAGCAAGGCGUUUGAAUUUACUGUCUUUACCUGGUAACAGCAAUUACAAAUGUUAACACAGAUGAGAAGAACAAGCCAAGCUGUGCUAAUAAUUUCGUAUGUGUUAAUGACUGUUAAAGCUUUUGAAAUGGAGAUUAUACCUGCUAACAAAAUUGUUGCACAGAUUGGAGAUACACUCAUACUCACAUGCAAUACUACUGGCUGUGCAUCACCACGUUUUUCCUGGAGAACCCAGAUGGACAAUCCCCUUGGAGGAACAGUGAACAACCAUAGAACAUACUCUACACUGACUAUGAAUCCAGUUAGCAUUGUGAAUUCUCAUGAUUAUCUGUGUACUGUCUUCUGUGGUGAGAAAGAGAAAAAAGAGAAGAGUAUCAAAGUUGAACUUUACUCUUUCCCCAGUGAUCCUAUCAUUGAGAUCAGCCCAUCCUUAGUUGCUGGAGAACCAGUGACUGUCAUUUGUAAAAUUCCUGAUGUGUAUACUUCUUAUUACCUGGAAGUACUCCUAAAGAAAGAGGAGCAUGUUCUUCAUGAGAAAAUUUUUUAUGAACAUGACAGCACAGAGACGAAAACAGUGACAUAUUCAUUUAAUCCCAUGGCUGAAGACAUGGGGAAAGAGAUUACCUGUCUGGCAAAGUUAUUUGCUAGUGAGGACUUUGAACCCACAGAAAGAGUAACUGCUCAGAAACUGAAUGCAAACUUUGGUCCACAAAAUACUAUCAUUACUGCUUCUCCAGGCAACUCGCCAAUGGAAGGAGACUCUCUAAAACUCACUUGUGUGACUGAGAGUAAUCCACCACCACAAAUAGUUUGGAGAAAACAUCUGGCUGAUGAAAGCAUUCACCAUCUGAUAGAAAACAAUGUCCUUUCUAUUCCCCAUGCCCAUUUCACUGAUUCAGGACUGUACAUCUGUGAAGUAAUUAAUCUGGCAACUAAUAAAACAGAGAAGGCAACUGUGGACAUUGUUAUACAAGGUGCUCCAAACAUUGCAGAACUCUCCAUUGAGCCUUCUACCACAGUUCAAGAAGGAGAAAAUGUUUCCAUACAAUGUUCUGCUGAGAGUAACCCUCCUCCCAAGAUUAUCUUAAGGAGAAAAUCUGACAGUGCAGACAUGGGACCUUACAGCGAGGGGAGAAUUCUCCAUCUUCCAUCUGUGACAUUCCUAAGUGGUGGAGACUAUGAAUGUGUAGCAGAAAAUAAGUUCGGGAGAAGUAAAAGUGAAAUAACACUUAAUGUGGAAUAUGGACCAAAGAAUACAAUGAUCUCUGUUGUCCCUGCUACUGCCGUUAAAGAAGGAGAAACUGUGACGAUGAAAUGUACUAGUUCUGGUAAUCCAGCUCCACUGAUCUCUUGGAAGAAAAAGAAGGCCACUGGGGAGUCUGAGAAAAUUUUUGAAGAUGCAACUUUAGUUAUACACAACAUAAAAAGUCAAGAUAUGGGGCUUUAUGAAUGUGAAGCUUAUAACCAAUUUGGCAAAGAAGAGAAAGCUGUGAAAUUACUUGUUCAAGUUCCUCCUCAAAAUAUUACUGUGUUAGUACAUCCAUCAGAAAAUGUUAAAGAAGGAGAAAAUGUCACUAUUACAUGUAGCACAUACAGUAACCCACCAUCACAGAUGGUCUUGAAAAAAGUCCAUCAGGAGAAAGAAAUUAUUCUGCCAUCAGUGAAUGGAACCUUUAUACUCUACAAUGUCACCAAAAAUGAUACAGGCAGAUAUUUGCUUGAUGUUUUCAAUGAGGCUGGAAACAACAUCAAAGUGAUUGACAUAGCUGUUGUAGGAAGAUUGGAAAAAACAGAUCAGAUGAUACCACUGAUUAUUGCAUUCUCCUCUGUAACAGCAGUAGCGGUACCUGUAGUUGCAAUUUUGAUCUACGUGUCAAGAAAAGCAAAGAUAAAUGGAUCCUACAGUCUUGUAAAAGCACUGAGGCUGAAAGUGUGAUUGCAUGAAUAUAAGUCUAAGUUUAUAAUAAGCAAUGAUAUUUAUUGUUGUGACUGGUUCUACUCUUCUGUAACAUACGGUAACAAACAAGUGACUUGAGAAC